Molecule: messenger RNA, 1378 nt
Organism: Dermacentor albipictus
Lineage: Eukaryota; Metazoa; Arthropoda; Arachnida; Ixodida; Ixodidae
Product: carbonic anhydrase 1-like
Biological process (GO): one-carbon metabolic process
Molecular function (GO): carbonate dehydratase activity; zinc ion binding
Source: RefSeq, a predicted model, not a curated record
AGAAGAAGAAGACAGACAGUGCGGUCAGGCUGUUGCUCCUCUGGCUCCGGGCUCAAACCGUCGUGGAACAGGCAUCUUUCUCGACGACAUGCGGCCUUCUCGAGCCCUCUGUCAUGAAAGGCGAGGCUUGCCAGCGUGUCCAGCGCUGGUGACCACCUGGUUUGUCUGCGCAUGUAUGCCAGGGACAGCAGAGGGCGUUGGUCUAUACCGCAGGCUCGCCUUGCACCGCUCCCUGGCGGACAUCAUCCCGGUGGCAGGAUGGCGCGAGUACUGCGAUGGCGGUAGAUGGGCCUACAAGUCGCCGUACUGCGGAAACGUGACCAAUAUGGACCCCAAUUUUUCAGAAGAUCAAGACGUGUGGCCGCACUUCGAGAAGGCAUGCGGCAAUGCUGGCCAGUCGCCCAUUGACAUCAACUUCCUGCAGACCAGCUUCAAGAGCUUCGGGCCCAUUGCAUUCCUCGGCUACAAUGUGCCCUUCCGCUUCAAGGUGGAGAAUGGAGGACACGCCCUGUACAUCACACCCGAGGACGCGAAUCUGGAGUCGUACGGGGGUCCGCUGCCCGCUCGCUACACGCUGUCCAAGGCCGUCUUCCGAUUCGGCAACGAGACCAGUGAGCGCGGCUCGGAGCACACGCUCGACGGACGAAACUUCGCGGCCGAGCUCCAGCUUCUGAUGUCCUGCGAGAAGCCAACGCCUACCGACUGCCUUCGGCGUGACAAAGGGUUGGCCAUAUUCGUCAUUCUCUUUGAGAAACAGGACGUGUCCAACCCGUCCGUGGACAUACUCAUCAACGCCACGCAGCACAUGACGGCGCGGGGCAACACGACCGAGACGUUCAUUCCCCUGGCCGUCCUGCUGCCGAACUCGACGGCCAACUACUACCUAUACUUGGGCUCGCUCACUUUCCCGCCGUGCACCGGCAAGGCUCUCGUGGUGGUCUUCAACAGCGCCGUCUCCAUCGGAGAGACGCAGCUGAAGAAGCUGAGGAACAACCUGUACUACUACUUUGGCACCUGCAAGAACCGGGUCGCCGGCAACCUGCGCAAACAGCAAAAGCUGGGCAACCGCAUCGUCUACAGGUCAUUCAAGUUCACCGGGGCGGCUACCACCUCAAGGCCUGCCUUCAAAGUGCUGAUCGGAGUAGCGGCAGCGACCACUGCCCAUUCUAUCGGAAGUGGCCGCACUAUUUAAUUGCGCGAACAUAUUUCGCAACGCGUGCGUACCCUAUGAGACAACGAGGAGCAGUUGUUUAUAUUACCGAAAAAAAUUAUUGCGAAACAAAUACAUCUGAUGCAGUUUGCAUUUAUCACCUGAUUUUUUUCUGGUUUAAUGAACACACAAAUCGCUUUGUGAAGAAAUAAAAGCAAAUAUUUUACG